AUGUAUUGCACAUCAAGCUGCAGUGCCAGCCUGGGGGGCUCCAACGUGGCAGAGACCCACAGAGCCCUGAUCGUACAGCUCAAUCCCAGUGAGGACUGCACCUGGACACUAGAAAGACCAGAAAACAAAAGCAUCAGAAUCAUCUUUUCGAGCUUGCAGCUUGAUCCAGAUGGACGUUGUGAAAGUGAAAACAUUAAAGUUUUUGAUGGGAACUCUACUAAGGGGUCUCUGCUAGGGAAAGUCUGCAGUAAAAAUGACUACGUUCCUGUAUUUGAAUCAUCAUUCGAUACAUUGACGGUUCAAAUAGUCACCGACGCUGCAAGAAUUCAAAGAAGUGUUUUCAUUUUCUACUACUACUUCUCUUCUGACACCUCUAUUCCGAACUGUGGGGGUUAUCUGGACACAUUGGAAGGUUCCUUCACCAGCCCCAAUUACCCAAAACCACAUCCUGAGCUGGCCUAUUGUGUGUGGCACAUUCAAGUGGAGAAAGGUUACAAGAUAAAAUUAAACUUCAAAGAGAUUUUCCUAGAAGUGGACGAGCACUGCAGAUUUGAUUUUGUUGCUGUCUAUGACGGCUCCUCCACCACCUCUGGCCUGAUUGCACAAGUGUGUGGCCUUGUGAAGCCCACCUUCGAAUCCUCAUCAGACUCGUUGACUGUCGUGCUGUCUACGGAUUACGCCAACUCCUACCGGGGCUUUUCUGCUUCCUACACUUCGAUUUAUAUGGAAAAUGUCAACACUACAUCUUUAACUUGCUCCUCUGACAGGAUGAGAGUUAUUAUAAAUAAAUCCUACCUGGAAUCACUUAAAUACAAUGAGAGUAACUUACAACUAAAUGACCCAACUUGCAGACCAAAAGUAUCAAAUGUGGUGGAUUUUUCUAUCCCUCUUGAUGGAUGUGGUACAAUCAAAAAGGUAGAAGGUCCUUCAAUUACUUACACGAAUAGAAUCACCUCUAUUCCAUCCCUAACUUCUGAAUUGAUCACCCGUAAGAAACAUCUCCAGAUUGUUGUGAAGUGUGAAAUGGAAUAUAAUUCUACUGUGGAGAUAAUGUACAUAACAGAAGAUGACAUAAUACAAAAUCAAAAUGUGCUGGGCAGAUAUAACACAAGCAUGGCUCUUUAUGAAUCCAAUUCAUUUGAAAAGCCUAUACUGGAGUCACCAUACUAUGUGGAUUUGAACCAAACUCUUUUUGUUCAAGUCAGUCUACACACCUCAGAUCCAAAUUUGGUGGUGUUUCUUGAUACCUGUAUCACCUCUCCCACGUCUGACUUUGCAUCUCCAACCUAUGACCUGGUCAAGAAUGGAUGUACUCGAGAUGAGACUUGUGAGGUAUAUCCCUUAUCUAGACACUAUGCAAGAUUCCAGUUUAAUGCCUUUAAAUUUUUGAGAACUCUGAGCUCCGUGUAUCUACAGUGUGAGGUUUUGAUAUGUGAUAGUAGCGACCAACAGUCUCGCUGCCAACAAGGCUGUGUCUCUAGAAGGAAGCGAGACAUUUCUUCAUACAAAUGGAAGGCUAAUUCCAUCGUAGGACCCAUUCGUCUGAAAAGGGAUCGAAGUGCAAGUGGAAAUUCAGGACUUCGGUAUCAAAUACAUCAAGAAGAAACUCAGAAUCAACCUUUCAACAGCCUGUAUCUAUGUUCAUUCAUGGUCCUUGCUCUGAAUGUUGUGAUUGUGGCUACAGUCAUAGCAAGGCAUUUUGUGCAUCAGAGAACAGACUACAAAUACCAGAAGCUGAGGAACUAUUAAAUUAAGGGUUCAGCCUUAAGUGAGACACGUUUCUCCUGAGUGCCGGAGGAAUGCCACCUAAUGGCUAUAUGCAUUUUGAAUAAAGUAGGGAGCAUCACAUCAAAGUGAUGUACAGGUCCUCAUGUCAUUGUGGUCAGAGUGUGUUUCCUUGCAGGACAACUGAAAUGAACAGACAUUACGUAAGUUAGCUCUCAUGUUAAACAACUAAAGCCACCAAAAUAUUAAAUGAAUUAAAAACAUCCUUUUUCAUACACACAAAACAUUUUAAGUAAACAUUAGGUUAAAAGUAAAAGGUUAUUUUUACUUAAGAAAAGCAGUCUUCAGCAUUAGAUGUAUUCAUUUUCUAGAUGGAAAUAUGCUGCCCUUUGAAACAUAAACAAUAGUUAUAAUUUCUGAAACUAAAUUGUGACAGAGGGAACUGAAAUCUCCUUGAUUCAUAUGCCUUACUGCUUUAACGCAGAGUCUCAGCAUUUCACACCUUCAACAUCUCAGAAAAGGGCUUUGGAAAGAGGACCCUGACUAUAAAAGGAGAGACUUCUGUGUAGUUUCUGGGUUAAUGAGAUAAAUAACAUUUCUCCUCCCACUUACCAUUCAAACAAGCCAAAAGUAAUAGUCCUAACAAGGAUUAGUCAGUUCUGAUUUACACUUUCCUAGCUACUGUGGCUGAGGAAAUAUUGUUAAAGAC
Molecule: messenger RNA, 2434 nt
Organism: Ceratotherium simum simum (southern white rhinoceros)
Lineage: Eukaryota; Metazoa; Chordata; Mammalia; Perissodactyla; Rhinocerotidae
Source: RefSeq, a predicted model, not a curated record